AUGGCAUCUCCAUCUGCAGUCUCAGGUAUUGGCCUGGUGGCAAUCCUGCUCAUGACCCGCUCUCGACCUGGACCACGCCUUGUAUUCCACUACCCAGAGGAACCAACUUCUAGUGUCGACUCGGAUGACAGACACGACAAUGCAGACUUAUCCAGCGAGAGCUCCGAUGACGAGGUCCGCAUCUCUCGAACUCCUGUUCACGCUCGUACCGCCCGCUUUGCAGAUAUCAGCGAGCUAGUGCCCAGCCUGGGGAAGCUGGACCUUCGCUCGGGGAAGCCAACCACGGGAGGCGAGAUUCUGACUGGGAAAGUGCUGGGCCAUACCGUCGGAGAUCUGGAGAAGAUGCUCUCCCCGGGACGAUGGUCAGACGGUAAGAGGUUUGAAAUCUGCAUGGAUGGUUUCACUUUUCUUGGCCAUCCCGUCUACGCGCCUGAGGACGGUAAUUGGACCCCCAAGUCUGAAGUCAAAGACUCCAAACCAACGAGGGACGCUUCUCUUGGAGGAGGAGGAGGGUUCCUCGACGUAGAAAGCUUCCAAGCAAGUGGCAGCCCUUCACCCAAAAUUCCCCAUCACGGCCAAGGAAGGAAGGACUACGACUUCACGCAUAUGCCUGACUCCUUCGAGGACAAAAGUGCAUCUCAACGCUUCGGAGCAUCCAUGGAAAGCUCUUCCACAAAUUCAAAUGCAGCAACCAUUGAAAAAAUGACAAUGUUCCAAGUUGUACUCGUUCUAUCGCCCGAGAAAUCCGGAGAUGCUGAGGCGCUUUACACGGACAUCAUCAAACCACUAAGCAAAGCGCUCCAUCAUUGCCAGAAACAGUCAAAUUACCUCUCCACCGAAAGUCAAAAACUUCUUGCGAUGAAGGCAAAGGCUAAACAGAAACCGCGCUUCACCCGUGAAGACGAGCAGAACCUAUGGAGAUCUAUGCUGGAGGCUAGUGAUCUGGCAUGGUCUCUUGCAGAAAUAUACUCCAAAAUUGCCGCGGGCGAUGUUGCAUCUUGUCGCCUCAACGGUCUAGAUAUGACAUUAUGCACUUCUCCGACAGCAACGCGAGAUGAAGAACUGGACCCAGACUCCGCCUUGCUGCUGCUUGAACCACCUGAAACUCUACUCGCAGAGCUUGCCGGGAAACCCUCUGCAGCCCCGCUGACGCACUUUCUCCAAUCCUACACUCCGACAAAGUCCUUUCUGAAGCUCUCCCAGACGAUGUCCAUGCCUCUACCUUCCCUACUGGCUCUUUCCCGCCAUUUGAUCUUCUACCGCAAAGCUAUCGCCCUGUCAGCACCUCUACAUUGGCGAAAUAUCUAUGUCGUAUCUCCCGACGCUCCAGUGUAUGAGCUGGGAAAGUUCACAGACCAAUAUGCGAAAUUGUUCCCUACACUACCGAGUCUGCCAAAUAUGUUAAAGGUGCUAUCUGGAAGACCGAUUAGAUAUGGAGUUCUAGUCCCGAGCAGAGAUCAUCGAGGAAAGUACUUGGAGAUACUCGAGUGGUUGGUUCGCAAGGGAUUUGUAGUACAAGCGAUGAGGUACGGGUGGAUUCAAGUUCCAAAGUCCAUGCUUGAGAGGAGAGUCAGAGGUGGGAGCGGAAGUGAGAUGGCGGUCUCUGAAGAUGAUGGGCUAAGUGUGAGUUCGGAACGGACGGCGAUUGCGAACGGCGGGAUACCAGCGAACCGGAGGUUGAGCGAGAUCGUUUUGGAGAGGAGGCUAUUGGGGCGGAAGAGGGGCAGUGAUGCUACUGCUCAGGGAAGUGUGUUCUCGGAUGUGGAGGAAGACCUUGGUGGGGAAAGAAAAGUUUUGGUGAAAGACCCAAGUGCAGAAGCCCACCUCUUGGAACAUCUGCAAAGCACGUUUGAGGACCUGGAGAAUCGGGAUGUCUUAGCUGCCAUCUUACCAUUCUUUAAUGGUGAACACGCUUUCGAGGAGAUAGCGAUUGGACUAGGGCUGAAGAGAAGUAGCGUCGAGAGAGUAAUUGAAGGCUUGGAAGCCAAGGGGUGGGUGAAGUCUUUGAAGAGUAUCUGA
Molecule: messenger RNA, 2019 nt
Organism: Ramularia collo-cygni
Lineage: Eukaryota; Fungi; Ascomycota; Dothideomycetes; Mycosphaerellales; Mycosphaerellaceae
Exons: 1
Coding region: 1-2019 (672 amino acids)
Biological process (GO): cellular response to amino acid starvation; negative regulation of TORC1 signaling; TORC1 signaling
Cellular component (GO): GATOR1 complex
Source: RefSeq, a predicted model, not a curated record